Molecule: messenger RNA, 43089 nt
Organism: Xyrichtys novacula (pearly razorfish)
Lineage: Eukaryota; Metazoa; Chordata; Actinopteri; Labriformes; Labridae
Source: the annotation of a GenBank genome assembly
GGAAGUGAAGUUGUUGUUGAGGGGGACUGUAGUCGAAGCCGCACGGUCAGACUCUCAGAGAAGCCAAAGGAGAAUAAAUGUUGGAGGAACAGAUGGCUGCCGACAUCAGUUUGAGGGUAAGUUCAUCAUCUGUCCUGGAAACCACAUUUAGUCUCGUUCAUGCACCGAACUGUGAUCGGAUUAGUACAGCAGAACUUCGCGCCACACAUUCGACCACAGAGGAACCAUCACCGCGCAUGCUCAGUCCGCUGUCUGUGCUAGUGUUAGCCGCCGGUACCUGUGUUCGUUCAUAGUAGAGGAGAAUAAUUUAACUUUACCGUCAAAUAUCAUCCUGGACUCUUAAUAAAUCGGUUUGACCCGGUUAACCGGAGUUUUAAACUUCUUUAAAAACACACGAGAGAGUGACCGAGUUCACAGUAGCGUCCGAAAAGAGUCACAGUGUGGGGAGGUCAGAGGAUGACAUUUUUCGGGUAUUCCCGUGGUUCACGUGAUUCCCGCGGGAAUCCCACGGGAUGGGAGUCAUUUUUUAAUUAAUCCCGUGAUCGGGACGGGACGGGGGAAAAAAGCAACGGGAGUGGGCAGGAGUGGGAACAACAUUAAUAGAUGAUCAUUUUAAGCCGUAUUAAACAACCAGACAAACAGACGCGUCCAUUUUUGUUGUCAUCUCUCAAUGAGAGCCAACACUCUUGACCGCGCUAGCAACACAAAAAAGAACUACAACAGUGGUUUGACAUCCUGUCAGCCGGGUGCGCGGCUGCGCAUUUCUACCCUUCAAGCCAGGAGCGCGGAUACGUCAUUUUGUGACAUUCUGUAGUUUUUUAAUCAUUUCUGGAAUCGUGGCGAAUCAAAUCACCUUACCCGUCUGCCUCUGAUAGGCGAAUAAAGCGCUCGGAUUCAUGCCCAGAUCUUGCUACGUGCUUCAUGAGUAAGGCGAUCAACGACGGAGGCAGAGAGCAGCUUCGGAGGAGAAGCAGCCAGUAGUGUGAACAACCUCUUUAUCUGGAGUGCUUUGGUUCAAACUAUCAGUGUUUUCUGUGAGUGUUGCAUGACUUUGGGUGAGCACAGACAUGAAUACACUGUCAACUAGUGCUGGGCGAUAGGACGAUAGAUAUCGUGGGCAGGAUAGAAAAUGUCUAUCGUGCCGUUUCUAUUUUUCGUUUCGAGCGAUAGGCUGUAUUUUAUCCAUAGGGCUUGUGCCAUCAGAUGAUUCAUAGUAACAACAACAAUAAUUGCACAUUCAGUAAGUGUAUUUGGUGUCGAACGGGAAAGAAAACAAUAUUUUCUUACAAAGAAAAGGAUGCGUUGACAUGUAGGCUCGCAUUUCUCUUUCGAUUUUGCGACAUGACGCCGCUUUACGUGCCCUCUUCGCGUCCAGCGUCUCCCGCCGUUGCGGGUUUCCUGGGUUACACACGUGAGGGGAUCAUUGUAAGCAGUGCAUAAUUUGUGCCGGAGCAAGCCGGAGCGCGCUCCGGGACCUCUUUUGAUCGGAUCCGGGACCUAUUUCAGCCGCUUCGGCACCUGUUUCAUCUGCUCCGGGACCUUCCCUGUAGAGGAUGACAUUUUUCGGGAAUUCCCGUGGGUCACGUGAUUCCCGCGGGACUUCCACGGGAUGGGAGUCAUUUUUUAAUUAAUCCCUUGAUCGGGACGGGACGGGAAAAAAAGCAACGGGAGUGGGCAGGAGCGGUAACAACAUUAAAAGAUGAUCAUUUUCAGCUGUGUUAAACAACCAGAUGAACAGGUGCGUCCAUUUUUGUUGUCAUCUCUCAGUGAGAGCCAACACUCUUGACCGCGCUAACAACACAAAAGAACUACAACAGUGGUUUGACUUCCUGUCAGCUGGGAGCGCGGCUGCGCAUUUCUACCCUUCAAGCCAGGAGCGAGGAGACGUAAUUUUGUGACAUUCUGUAGUUUUUCAAUCAUUUCUGGAGUCGUGGCGAAUCAAAUCACCUUACCUGUCUGCCCCUGAUAGGCGAAUAAAGCGCUCGGAUUCAUGCUCGGGUCUUGCUACGUGCUUCAAGAGUAAAGUAAACAGCAACGGAGGCAGAGAGCAGCUAUGGAGGAGAAUCAUCCAGCAGUGUGAACAACCUCUUCAAAAGAGCCCUAAAGACCUACCUUUUUAAUAAAACCUUUGGUUAGCUUUCCUCUAUGCUUUUACUACCUUGCCUCUUACAUUGCAACUCUAUAUUCUUUAUUUUUUUUAUUCCUUGCUUUUUUUUUAUGCCAAUCUGUGACUGUCAUUCUAUUGCUUUUUUUUUAUUGUUGCUGCUCUUUUUUUACUGUGCACUGUAGCACUUUGAGAUUUUUUGUAAAUGUAAAGUGCAUUACAAAUUAAAUUUAUUAUUAUUAUUAUUAUGGAGUGCUUUGGCUCACACUAUCAGCGUUUUCUGUGAGUGUUGCAUAACUUUGGGUGAGCACAGACAUGAACGCACAACAGCCACGUAUUUAUUUAUUCAUUUUUCUAGUUUUAAGUGCUGGUCUUGUACUGGCACUGUAUUAGGGCAGCUGUAUACACUUUAAUUUUUCAUAGAACUGAAAGCAUACCAUAGCUAUAUCGUGGUAUAUUGUUAUCGUGAUAUAAAAUGAUCCAUAUCGUGAUAUACAUUUUUUUCCAUAUCGCCCAGUACUACUGUCAACCACGUAUUUAUUUAUUCAUUUUUCUAAUUUUAAGCGCUGGUCUUGUACUGGCACUAUACCAGGGCAGCUGUUUACCCUUUCAACACUUUAUUUUUUAUAUUUACAUUUGUGUUGAAUGGACAGAGAGCAAAUAGUUUAUUAUUCUCCAGUGCAGGGUCUUUACUUUUAUUUAUACAGCCGCUUUAAUUCAUCUAAGUUUGUUUCUUCAAUGUUUUCAAAAGUGUAAUGAAGGUUCUGAAUAUAAUGGAUAGUUUUCUUGAAAGCCACACCCGUAAGCUCUCAAAUACUUUUUGAAUUCUGUUUCUAUUUGCAACAGAGGCUGAGAUAUCAGCUUUUUUGUAAACCUCAACAGUUAAGAAAAACAGGAUUUUUUCUCUGGGAUUGGGACGGGACAGGAGUGAAAAUCCGCUCCCGUGUCAUGCUCUGGAGGUAUGAAGGUAAAAAUCUCUAAAAGUCAGAACAGAACCACAAAAUUAUCUAUACACUCUGAACAAACCAGCACAAUAAUGACUAAUUAAAGAUGCUUUAAUGUUCGAGUUAAACUCAGAGCCGCUCAGGUAUAGUUAAAAAUAACUUACUCGUUAUGGUCAAUAUGAAAAAGGAACCCCAUCUUUUUGACAAAUGCUGGAAUCACUUUAAAAUAUAUUUAUAUUUAUAAUAUUAAUAUAUUUAAAAUAUAUUUCUUAAAAUAUAUAUUUUUAUUGUUAUUCCUGUCGGCCAUUUUGUUUGUUAUUAUUAUUAUUAUUCCGCCAAUUUUCGUCGGCUUUCAACUCCUUCCUACUUUGUGCUAUUUUAACCAGUUAAAACUUUAAACUAUUCCACUCCUUCAGGACACGAGGGCUUGUAUUUGUUACCUAGGCCUGUCACGAUAACAAAUUUUGCUGGACGAUAAUUGUGCUACAAAUUAUUGCUGAUAAACGAUAUUAUUGACACCGUUUUUUAAAUUAUAGAUAAUGAUAAUAUAUGGCAUAAUAAUGCGAGUACACCAUAUCAAAAGCAAUAAACUUUAAUUGCUCAAGAUUAAGAACUUUGAAUUUGGAUGAACAAAUAUAAUAUACAAACAAGACAACCAAAAAACUGGUAUGGAACAAAAAGUUCACUCCACACAUAACUAUUAAAACAAUAAAUAAAGUGUAGUCUUGAGUCUGUAAACAUAAUUGCACUAAAUAAUUAGCUUUGGGUGCUAUUCCUCAACAGGUUAACAAUCAUCCGCGGGGAUGAUUGUGCUUGAGAUGCGCAUGCAUGUUCGUCGUAUUCCCCUUCUUUGUCACCAAAACUUUCGAACAAAUGCGGCAUAUCGUCCGUGUUCGUGGGCUCACCUCUUUCAUUUUAUUUGAAACCGAAAUGUUCCCACACUGGGGCUGUUGCGUUGGGCUUAGACACCAAAGUUGUCGUUUCAUCAUUCAUUGCGUUUGCUCCGCACUGUGUCAGUAAGUCUCUGUGUGUGUGUGUGUGUGUGUGUGUCUGUGUGCGUGUGUGCGCCAGCGCGCGUGACAAAGAGACUGAAUGACUGACAGGAGGGUUCACUCACUGUGUUCAUUCCGCUAUAGAGCCAACGCACCCAAGUGUCGAGAAAAAUGCGCAGAGUGAGACUUCUUCUCUCAUCCAGCGUGUUUGGUAGCGAGAGAGGAUCCGCUCAGGUAUAGUUAAAAAUAACUUACUCGUUAUGGUCAAUAUGAAAAAGGAACCCCAUCUUUUUGACAAAUGCUGGAAUCACUUUAAAAUAUAUUUAUAUUUAUAAUAUUAAUAUAUUUAAAAUAUAUUUCUUAAAAUAUAUAUUUUUAUUGUUAUUCCUGUCGGCCAUUUUGUUUGUUAUUAUUAUUAUUAUUCCGCCAAUUUUCGUCGGCUUUCAACUCCUUCCUACUUUGUGCUAUUUUAACCAGUUAAAACUUUAAACUAUUCCACUCCUUCAGGACACGAGGGCUUGUAUUUGUUACCUAGGCCUGUCACGAUAACAAAUUUUGCUGGACGAUAAUUGUGCUACAAAUUAUUGCCGAUAAACGAUAUUAUUGACACCGUUUUUUAAAUUAUAGAUAAUGAUAAUAUAUGGCAUAAUAAUGCGAGUACACCAUAUCAAACGCAAUAAACUUUAAUUGCUCAAGAUUAAGAACUUUGAAUUUGGAUGAACAAAUAUAAUAUACAAACAAGACAACCAAAAAACUGGUAUGGAACAAAAAGUUCACUCCACACAUAACUAUUAAAACAAUAAAUAAAGUGUAGUCUUGAGUCUGUAAACAUAAUUGCACUAAAUAAUUAGCUUUGGGUGCUAUUCCUCAACAGGUUAACAAUCAUCCGCGGGGAUGAUUGUGCUUGAGAUGCGCAUGCAUGUUCGUCGUAUUCCCCUUCUUUGUCACCAAAACUUUCGAACAAAUGCGGUAUAUCGUCCGUGUUCGUGGGCUCACCUCUUUCAUUUUAUUUGAAACCGAAAUGUUCCCACACUGGGGCUGUUGCGUUGGGCUUAGACACCAAAGUUGUCGUUUCAUCAUUCAUUGCGUUUGCUCCGCACUGUGUCAGUAAGUCUCUGUGUGUGUGUGUGUGUCUGUGUGCGUGUGUGCGCCAGCGCGCGUGACAAAGAGACUGAAUGACUGACAGGAGGGUUCACUCACUGUGUUCAUUCCGCUAUAGAGCCAACGCACCCAAGUGUCGAGAAAAAUGCGCAGAGUGAGACCUCUUCUCUCAUCCAGCGUGUUUGGUAGCGAGAGAGGAGGAAAACAAACGCACGUUAAUUAUCGAGGCUGGCAAAAUUACUGACCUCAUUUUUAUUUACAGAGCGAUGAGGCGAUUUAUUGAUUAUCGCGACAGGCCUAUUGUUACCUUAUUACCCUUUAUACUUUUUGUUUUUUUUCUUCACUUUUUGUGCCAAAAUUUUAACAUUGGAGUCAAUGGGGAAAUCUUCCAAUUCUUCCUUUUAUUCUUCAACCUUCUGAGCCUUAUAAUUUCAGCAUACUUUCACCUACAGACCUCAUUCUUGCUUUAAAAUGUUCAUUAACUUGUCAACUAUUAACGCUGUGUUCCUUUUUUUGACAUCUUUUACAGUUUUCCCACAAUUUAGCUUUAAGCAACUCAUGGUUUUCAGCAAAUUUCAGGCUUUAUAAUGGGUGUGUAUUGGAAGAGCUAGAGUGAUGAUGUCAUAGCUAGAGUGGAGAGCUCCUCUUUUAUCGACAAAACCUAGCUCGGAUAUAUCGCUCCCACGCCCACAAAUUUCACUCCACAGCCAUAAAAAUACAUCAAAAUGGAGGAAAAUAAGUCCUGCUUCUCACAAAAGAGCUUUCAAAUCAUUAAAUGGUACCCCUUGGCCAGCAGGUGACCAACUGUCCAAAAAGGCAGAGAUUUCUCCCAUUGACCCUUAUGUAAUUUUUCUCCCAGAAAAUCCUAAACAUCACUCAGGCUCAGACCUGUUUAUCUCACUGUUGUGACCACAUUUUCUGAGAGUACAAACAUGAAAAACACAUCAUCGUGUUCAUGAGGGGUGGAGGAUUCGUACGAUGUUCUCAUUUUCUUUCUGGGAUUUAAGGAAAUCACGCUAUGUGAAGAAGUUCAGAGGCCCUAAAUCCACUGUAGUUAGGCAGCUUCUCAGUCAAACAGUAGGUCAGUUAAUGCCUUUGAUCUCACAGCUGUAAAGGAUGCAAUCAUUAACAAGACACACACACGCACACACACUCUGACAAUGUGUGUGUGUUAGUCUCUCUCCGUCUAUGAGACCUACAGGUACACACAGUAGUUAUGUGUCUGCUUCACCACCUAUCUCCACCCACAAACUUUGAGCUACAGAAACCAUUCUGGGCUUAAAAAAUUCAGCUUAUCGAGGACAGUUUGGGGUGUUUUAAGGGUUGUGAUAAUAAAUUGUAUUAAUGUGUUCAGCAGAGUCUUGUGGUUCUCACAAGCUCCUUAUCAUGAAUAUAUAUACAGAGAUUGACCAUCAGGGCCGAGUUGGAGAGCUAUUUCCUCAGCUUUAAGCCUCCUCUCUCCUGCUGCAGUGACACAUCUUCCUUCGCCAUGGCAACCAAUUAGUGCACCUGGAGACACACAGCUGACUGGAAAGCUGCUUCUAACGGCCAUAUUAGACACAUAAAGCCAGGCUCAGUACACAGAGCACUAGGGGUUACAUUUAAAACCCUUCACCAGAGCACUUGACAAACUUUGGCCCCUAUCUCCUACCACAAACUUUGAGCUACAGAAACCAUUCAGGGCUCCAAAAAUGUAUUCAGGAUUUUUAUUCAUUUAAAUUUUCCCCACUUUCAAUGUAAUCCCGUUAUUAAUACAUUAGUCAAUUCUUCAGACAAAUUUAAACUCAUUCAAACCUUUUUAAUACUUCAAACUUGUCUAAUACUUGAGGAUUUUUAAUUAUUCAAUUUUUUUUCAUUUUAAAAUCAUUCUCAUUAUUUAUGCAUUAUUUAACUCUUCAAACAGAUUCUCAGAUUUACUACUACAACUACUACUAAUAUCACUAAUAUUACUACUACUACAACUACCUAUUAUCAUACUACUUCUAGUUAAGGCUGCACGAUAUUGGAAAAAACUAACAUUGCGAUUUUUUUCAACCCUGCGAUAUACACUCACCGGCCACUUUAUUACACCAUGCUAGUAACGGGUUGGACCCCCUUUUACCUUCAGAACUGCCUCAAUUCUUCGUGGCAUAGAUUCAACAAGGUGCUGGAAGCAUUCCUCAGAGAGCUUGGUCCAUAUUGACAUGAUGGCAUCACACAGUUGCCGCAGAUUUGUCGGCUGCACAUCCAUGAUGCGAAUCUCCCGUUCCACCACAUCCCAAAGAUGCUCUAUUGGAUUGAGAUCUGGUGACCGUGGAGGCCAUUUGAGUACAGUGAACUCAUUGUCAUGUUCAAGAAACCAGUCUGAGAUGAUUCCAGCUUUAUGACAUGGCGCAUUAUCCUGCUGAAAGUAGCCAUCAGAAGUUGGGUACAUUGUGGUCAUAAAGGGAUGGACAUGGUCAGCAACAAUACUCAGGUAGGCUGUGGCGUUGCAACAAUGCUCAAUUGGUACCAAGGGGCCCAAGGAGUGCCAAGAAAAUAUUCCCCACACCAUGACACCACCACCACCAGCAUGAACCGUUGAUACAAGGCAGGAUGGAUCCAUGCUUUCAUGUUGUUGACGCCAAAUUCUGACCCUACCAUCCGAAUGUCGCAGCAGAAAUCGAGACUCAUCAGACCAGGCAACGUUUUUCCAAUCUUCUAUUGUCCAAUUUCGAUGAGCUUGUGCAAAUUGUAGCCUCAGUUUCCUGUUCUUAGCUGAAAGGAGUGGCACCCGGCGUGGUCUUCUGCUGCUGUAGCCCAUCUGCCUCAAAGUUCGACGUACUGUGCGUUCAGAGAUGCUCUUCUGCCUACCUUGGUUGUAACGGGUGGUUAUUUGAGUCACUGUUGCCUUUCUAUCAGCUCGAACCAGUCUGGCCAUUCUCCUCUGACCUCUGGCAUCAACAAGGCAUUUCCGCCCACAGAACUGCCGCUCACUGGAUAUUUUUUCUUUUUCGGACCAUUCUCUGUAAACCCUAGAGAUGGUUGUGCGUGAAAAUCCCAGUAGAUCAGCAGUUUCUGAAAUACUCAGACCAGCCCUUCUGGCACCAACAACCAUGCCACGUUCAAAGUCACUCAAAUCACCUUUCUUCCCCAUACUGAUGCUCGGUUUGAACUGCAGGAGAUUGUCUUGACCAUGUCUACAUGCCUAAAUGCACUAAGUUGCCGCCAUGUGAUUGGCUGAUUAGAAAUUAAGUGUUAACGAGCAGUUGGACAGGUGUACCUAAUAAAGUGGCCGGUGAGUGUAUAUUGCGAUAUUAAAAAUACAGGAAUUUUCACCAGAUGACCUGAAUAGCAUUUAAUGUUAUACUGCACUGCUGAAAUCUUGAGGACAGUUAAUCUGCUCUGAUCUUACCUCUUUUUGUGAAUGUUAGUAGAAUGGCUUCUGUCUGUCUCAGAGAUAUUUUUAGCUUUUAUUGUGCUGGGACGUUAUUGUGGCGACAGAUGAACACAGAACACGUGUUUUGGUCGCCAUCAUCCUUCUAUUAACCGAAAUAAUUCCAGAUAACUGACUUUCCUUUUCUUUUUGGCAACAAAUCUUCAUUUUCGGUGGUUUUCGCUUGUUCCUUGCUCAUUUUGAGAUCGUUGUUGUUGUUGUGCCGAGAAACGCAUGUCCUCCAAGAAUUGCAUGCACCUCGCAAAACGCGCACCGCUUACAGUAGAGUGGUCCACGGAAAUGUACAAUUUAAAACCCAUACAGUUCUUAUUUGUUGGGCUUAACAGUCAUGAGUAAAGUUCCGAAAGUAAUUCUCAGCGGACACACGUCUCCCUCCAUGUGCAGAACAUGUGCAGGGGUGGGUUUCCUCCUCUCUGAUUUUGAUUGACAGCUGGCAGGGUAGUCUGAUUGGCAACUGAGAAGUGAGUCUGAUUGGCAACUGAGUUAAGGACGAAGGUGAUUGGUGGAUCGCUGCACAGCACAUGCAGAGUCACAUGGAGUGUAUCUCAGUCAGUUACCCUUGAAAUUAAAUGAGUUCAUUCACCUCCAAUAUCGCAGGCUCUGCGAUGUGACUAUCGCACACACGUACAUCGCGAUGACGAUGUUCAAACGAUAUAUCGUGCAGGCCUACUUCUAGUACGAAAACUUAAACCUUUGCCACCUCUCACAAGGGUCAUUUCAAGGUUUCUUGAAAGGUCAUUUUCUUCCUUAUCCAAUUUUUUUGUAAUUUCAGACAGUUUUUCUCGCCUCUUUCAGCAUGAAUGCAAUUUUAAUUUAUGAAGCACAUUCAUACUGUUUGAACUUCAACAGUUUUCACUUUCAUCCAACUUCCACUUCUUCUUCACCCCUUUAAACAAUUUUACAUUUAAACCUUGUGUUUUUUAUUAGCAGUUUUCUAUUGCUUUUUCAGCUGUCAGCAAUCAGCCUUUCCACGCAUUUUCUGCAAGGAAAUGCAAUUUUUCUAGUUCUCUUCGACUUCUCACAGAUAAUUAGAUGAGUACUGUCACUGGUGUGGUGGCGGUUGUUGGUUGUAGCACAUUUGCAGGAGUAGCUGUGCUUUUCCAUUGUCAAUUUCUUGACUUUUGCUCUAUGUAUUUUACUGUACCUAAAAUUACUUAAAAUUUAAUUGUCUAAUUUAUUUAUUUAUUAAUUAUUUGAACAUUUAUUAUUGUUACUGUUAUUAUUAUUAUUAGUAUUAUUAUAUUUUAUCCUUUUAUUUAUUUACAUUUUUAUUUUCUCUUUCUUUUUUAUAUUAUUAUUAUUUAAUCCUUAUUUACAUUUAUAUUAUCUUUUAUGUUAUUAUUAUUAUUAUUAUUAUUAUAUUUUAUCCUUUUAUUUUUUUACAUUUAUAUUUUCUUUUAUAUAUUAUUAUUACCAUUACUAUGACUAUUAUUUUUAGGGAUAUGGGUAAGAGUUGGCCCAUGGUGUUUGUUCAGGGAGGGGAACAGGUUUGGGUGAAAUAUGUAGCUCUAUUGUUGUAAUUGAAGUUGAAUACUGUUUAUGACAAAAUGUUUGAUCAUAAAUUGUAAAAAAAAAAAAAAAAAAAAAGAUUUCUCAAACUGCAAAGGCAAAAAAAAAACUUGUGUGUUUAGAAAGACAAUAUAGAGGAACAGUUAAAUUGAGGAUAGAUGUAGAGAUGUGUGUCUGUUAGAGGAGAAGAAUAAAUGAGUUUCUAUUGUGAGCACAGGUAUUAGACAUUAAUUAAUGUGUGUUGAGUUUCUGUGCCUUUGUAAGUCACUGUGUUGAUUGUCUGUGUCCUGCAGCAGAUGGAGCAUCAUCGCCCUGCAGAAGAAGACGUUUGUCUCCUGGAGUCCAAAACUCUGAGGCUGGACAGGAAGUCCAACAAAACAAGUUCUCAUGAGAAAGGACAGGAAGAGGAGGGGACACCUGUCUCAGGUGACACAGAAACACCUGAACACACUGUGUGUCGUGUUUCAAAUAAAAUUUUCUAUUUUCAGUCAGCAGACUUAUUUAUAAAGAAUUAUGAGAGGAUAACCUUUAUACAAAUACAAAGUUGGAAGAAAGUGGAGCCAGAUGUUUGACACCUGGAAGGCUGUCUGUGUCUGCUCAGGUGAUGGGAUGGUGGUCACCAUGGAGACCAGUGAGUCCAGUGAUGACGAGCUGGGACAGUUGGACAUCGACCUGGACAGGAAGUCCAAACAGCACAACCUGACGUCCAGAAACGUGCGCGCCAUCCUUCAUGUGAGCUGCACACACAUCAAACACAUAAUAAGCACAUGUUACAGAGAAACACAGAUAAACAAAGAUGUUGGUUCACAACACCUUGAUGGACCAAAGGGCAAAUGGUGGUGGACGGCUCCUCUCUCGUCGCUGCAGAAAAGAAAGAUUUAGAAGAUCUUUUGUACCAACAGCCAUCAGGCUUUACAACUCUUAUGUAAAUAAUAGAUAACUUUUAUAGUCAUUACGUGAGACAACAGACAAUUGAAUUUCCCUUCGGGGAUCAAUAAAGUUCUUCUUAUUCUUAUUCUUAUAACACGCGUUAUAUCCACCUACUGUCAGUCUGAUAUCAUAGAUCAAUUAAAAACUAAACUGUUUAGGAUCAGGUGGUUUUUGUUUCCACUUAGUCUCUCUUCUUAUUUUCUUCAUGUAAAAAAUGAAAGCCUGAGAGAGUUUGUCUGUGAGCUAAAAUACUUAUUCACUCCUUUACUGUCUGUGUCCGAUCAGGUUAAUCAUAAAUGAGCACCAUUUCCACAUUCCCUGAAACUUUAAAUCAAAUAGAGAGUCUCCAGUAACGGAGAAAGUUUCGAACAUUAAUAAUGAGAUGUAGAGUUUGCUCAGAUCAGAUAUUCACUGACUUUAAACACAUACCGUUAAUAAAUGAUUAGAUAAUGACACAACUACCAUCCACUGUUUUAAGAAAACAGAAAAAAUAACCUUUUAUGUAACUCAAAUAUUUUCUCCAGAAAUGGGCCAAUUUUGAGAGAUUUUGAAAAAUUAUUUGAUAAUUUAAAGAGGGCCCAGUUCGGGGUCCCCCCUACCCUGGACCCGGGACAACCGACCUGUUUGUUUGCAUGCCUGUGAGUAUCAUGUUUUUACAAGCACAGGAGCAGGUUUGGACUCCCUGUUAGUAAUGUGUGUGUGUCUGUUGUGUGUUUCAGGAGGUGAUCACUCAUGAACGUGUUGUUGCCAUGAUGAAAGAAGCCAUCAGAGACACUCAGAACCUGCCCAUGUUUGUGAGUCUCUUAGUCUUUGUCGACCUAUUCUCAUGUUUUCUCACAUUUUCCUAUUUUUCUCAAAAGGAUCAAAAAAGUGUGUCUUUAAAUCUCUCAAACUGUUCACCUGUCUGUCUGUCUGUCUGUUGAGUUGUCUGUCUACGUGCUUCUCUCAGUCUUCUCUGUGCUUUUUUAUUCAGGAACCAAAGAUGACCCGGUCCAGACUCAAACAGGUGAUCCAGCAGGAACAGGUGAACUCAAAGUCCCAGAAUCCUCUCUGAUUCUUCUCAUGAAAAAACAAAACACAUCUUUCAAAAACACACUGCUCCUCAACUUUCUACCUCUCUGUUCAUCUCUUUGUUUUUUUCUAGACACUGCCCUGGAGUCAGUCUGCAGGUGACUCAGAAACAGCCAAGGUAAAAGACACAUCAUGUCAAAAUCUACCUGUCUGUACCUGUCUGUUUGUCUGUCCAUCCCUUGUCUGUCUUCUGACCAUCUGUCUGUCUCUCUGCAGCCUCCCCAGUUUGUGGACAUUGACCUGGAGGACGAUGAAGACUCCUCAGAUACAGAGUACUGCCCUGAUGAGGAUGAAGAGGAGGACACCACAGAGGAGGUGGGUGAUCUUUGACAGGUGACAGGUGAGCGGUGUCGCUGUCUGAAGGUUAAUGAACUUCUUGUCCCCUCAUCGUGAGCAGAUGUUCCUCAGUGAUGGAGACAGUCUGACCUCCCCCCCUCGAACCCAGAGGAAACCUGAAAUCCCAAAUCAGGAACCCCUGAGGACUGAUAGAACCUCAGAAGUAAGCAAACCUCUGACCUCUGUUAACAUCAUGACCUGGACGCAGGAUUUUUUUGUAGGAUAUUAGGGGAAGGUUGUGCCUCCUUCGCCUCUGAUUGGCUAGAAGUGCUGGGCUCCGAUUGGUUAUUCCUUAUGUCUGUGAAACAUCAUCGUCUGUUGGGUUGUCGGGUAAGGUUAGGAGAUUCAGAAUUGCGAUAAUGUUCUGUAAUGUUCUGUUGUAUGUACAGAGCCGACAGCCCGUGCUCAGCUUGAGCGUGUGAUGACAUUUCACAGCCAAUCAGAGGCGAAGGAAGCGGGACCAUCCCCUACCAUCCUACGAAAAAAAUUAUCACGACCUGGACAGGUACCCUGACCUCUGACCUCUUGUUAACCUGUUGUUUAGAGAUUACCCAGACCCCCAGGAGACCUCGCCCCUCAGCUCUCAGCUGCUCCUGAGUCCUCGUUUCUGGCAAGACUGAACGCCGUCGAUGAGGAGUUGAACUCCGCCUACAGCUGUAACCAGGUAACCACUUCCUGCCACAUUCACCUGUGACUAGACCGUCUGGAGUAGACUUGGUGAACUUAGAACACAGUUAACUGUUUUUGAAGUGAUGCGGCAUCUAUGAUUUCCAAUUCUUCAUUGUCCUUUCAAAUGCGGUGACUCCCACUCCAAAAUCCUGUCUGUUUUUACAGUUUUUUCAAUUGCUAACAGGCGCUUACCCAAACUUCAGAUCCUUUUUCUAAACUCUUAACACAGACUCACACUAAGGCUGCACGAUAUUGGAAAAAAAUAAUAUUGCGAUUUUUUCAACCCUGCGAUAUAUAUUGCGAUAUUAAAAAUACAGUAUUUUCACCAGAUGACCUGAAUAGCACUUAAUGUUAUGCUGCACUGCUGAAAUCUUGAGGACAGUUAAUCUGCUCUGAUCUUACCUCUUUUUGUGAAUGUUAGUAGAACGGCUUCUGUCUGUCUCAGAGAUAUUUUUAGCUUUUAUUGUGCUGGGACGUUAUUGUGGAAACAGAUGAACACAGAAGACGUGUUUUGGUCGACAUCAUCCUUCUUUAACCGAAAUAAUUCCAGAUAACUGACUUUCCUUUUCUUUUUGGCAACAAAUCUUCAUUUUCGGUGGUUUUCGCUUGUUCGUUGUUCAUUUUGCGAUCGUUGUUGUUGUUAGCGGUGCUGUACCGAGAAACGCAUGUCCUCCGAGAAUUGCAUGCACCUCGCAAAACGCGCACUGCUUAUAGUAGAGUGGUCCACGGAAAUGUACAAUUUAAAACCCAUACAGUUCUUAUUUGUUGGGCUUAAUAGUCAUGAGUAAAGUUCCGAAAGUAAUUCUCAGCGGACACACGUCUCCCUCCAUGUGCAGAACAUGUGCAGGGGUGGGUUUUCUCCUCCCUGAUUUUGAUUGACAGCUGGCAGGGUAGUCUGAUUGGCAGCUGAGAAGUGAGUCUGAUUGGCAACUGAGUUAAGGACGAAGGCGAUUGGUGGAUCGCUGCACAGCACAUGCAGAGUCACAUGGAGUGUAUCUCAGUCGUUACCCUUGAAAUUAAAUGAGUUCAUUCACCUCCAAUAUCGCAGGCUCUGCGAUGUGACUAUCGCACACACGUACAUCGCGAUGACGAUAGUCAAACGAUAUAUCGUUCAGGCCUAACUCACACCUACAAAACAAAAUUUUCUCAAAUGGAAGAACACAUUUUUUUAAAUAUUUACUAACUCUAAUUUCAAAAUAGAACACAUCUUUGUCUGCACACACUUACUUUACCAAAACACUGGAAAUCUGACUCCAAAUGAAAUUAUUCUGUCAAAGAAAAACUCUUGUUUUCACUUCACAAGGUACAUGCAGUCAAUCAAAGUACACCAGGGUUCAAAAUACUGAUUAUUACUGACAUUACAAAAACUACAUAGACUUUCAUGUUUCAGUUUUACAGGUAUUUACAGGUAAAACAUGAAAUCCACCGUUUUAACACUAAAUUUCUUGGUUGGGAACUGUUUGUCCACAUGUAAUGUUCUCAUUCAAAAGUAUCAAAAACGAAUUUUCGGUUUUCGGCCGAAUAGAUGUUAUGGCCGAAAAAAAAUCACCGAAUAAUGUGGAUAAACAUGGGUCUAGUAUGAACUCUCAAAAACGGAAAACGCAGACGGCGCUGUUUUCCCUGUUUUAGUAGCAUGUUGAUGACGUAAUCGGUACGCGACAAGAGGCAAGCCGGUGUUGUGCCGUAGAAAGCACCCCCGCCGUAGAAUGCACCCCCUGCCUCCCAUCCACUCGUUAGCUCCUUAAAGUGGAAGAAAAUGAUCUCAUAUUUUAAAAAACACGACUAUUUGAGCGUUACAACUUUCGUUCUGAUUUUAUGUGUCUCAAAAAUGCACAUACGGAGGUGUGCUUGGGUAUAUAAACUGUACAGUAAACUGUCAAGCUGGCAUACAUUAUAUUUUCGGGACAGCAAAUAUUCUGAAUCAGAGGGCUAUUUUUUCGGCUUAUCUGAAUAGCCUGAGUGAAAUUAUUAAAGGCACACGCUUUUGAAUUCAUCCAAUGGUAAGGAAAACUUCUUACCAUUAUUUUCGCCUUGUUAAGUACUUUCAUCCGCGCUCCCGUCGGGGGUGCAUUCUACGGCACAACACCUGCAUGCUGAUAGGACGCACACGAUACGUGCAGCUGUCUUGGCUCGAAGCCGUUCAACCGGCAUGUCUGCGGUUUGGAAAUACUUCGACAUAUCAGAGAAAGAUGGUCUGAUGGCAAUUUGUAAACUGUGCUCUGCUGAAGUGUCUCGAGGUGGUGUGACGGCAAAAACUUUCAGUACAUCGGGGCUAAUCAACCACUUGAGCGCUAAACGUAAGGACAAACAUGACGAGUUUAAGAAACUCACUGCACAAAAGUUUGCACAAUCAUACAAAAGUUUGCACAAUCACUUACAUGUGCAUGCAUGUAAGUGCAUGUUGAAGGCCUCAGGCCUGGAUUUGUGUUUACUGUUGCACAAUCAUGUAUAUGCAUGCACGUACCUGCAUUUAUUUUAUUUAUUUUGCAUAUGUGCAUUUUAUUUAUUUAUUUUAUUUACUUUAGGCUAUCCUACAGGGAAAAUUGCACUUUUUUGUAUUGUUAUUGCAAAGAUGUUAUUUACUUAAUUUUAUUUUAUUGAAUGUUGUUGUUAUAGCAUUGUUAUGUCAUGUGCUGAAGCUGAAUAAAUGUUUCAUGAUUCAAACAUAAAGUGAUUAAUAUUUAAGUUUGCCAGGUUUUGCCAUAAUCAGGUAGCUUUAAAACAAAUGUACGGCAGUGACAGCAAUUAUACAAAAAUUGCUUGGUGAUAAAAAUUCAGAAUUUAUAUACAUAUUUAUUGAUCAUAUUCGGCUAUUCGGUAUUCGGUUAUUCGGCCAAGUGUUUCUUAUAUUCGGUAUUCGGUUUCGGCCAAGAUUUUCCCAUUCGGUCCAUCCCUAGUUUCCAGACAACCAGAGAUAGUCCUGUGUUUCUGCUGAGCCGUACAGACAGUGGACUGACACUUUUACUUUACAGUUUUGGGAUGAUUCAGGUCGGUUUAAGCUGUAAACUAUAUUAAAGCAGUGUUUAUUGGAAAAUGAACACUUCAAUGAAAGGAAACAAACGCGACAUAUGCGAGAGUGAUGCGUUCAGGGCAGCCUUGGAUAAAAGAGUGCCGUAUUUCAUGCACAGAUGUUCAGAGAACCUCGUUUGGAGAGCAUGUAGAACAUGUAAUACUGUUGAGUUCAAAUGUUUUUUUAGAUUUUUCUAAGUGUAUCUUAUUCAAUUUGCUUUGUUAUUUACUUUUUAUGUUAAUAAAAUGUUGAACUAAUCUCUAGUUUUUUUAGUUUUUAGUAUAGAUGCUUUAAAACUGGCACUUUAAAAAAAAAUUGUGAUAUUUAUCGAGAUCGGACGAUAUGACAAAAUAAAUCGUGAUCAUUUUUUGUGCCAAAUCGCCCAGGCCUACAGUGAACUAAAUAUCCUGCUCCUGCUCUUCUCCCUGAGCCUCUUACUCUUCCUCAUCCAGACAUUACAGUAUUUGUCUUUUUCUGUUUCCAUCACUCCUCAAAGUCCUCCUUUUAACCCCUGACACUGAGUCUAAAUCAGACUGGAAUCAGCUGUGGUUGGCACCAAUAUAUACCCAACAUAAAUAAGCUGUGUGUUGAUUAUUGAUUUAUAAUUAUUAGCCGAGAUAUAUUGUUUUUGAACUGAUAUCAUUGCAGAAGCAGAGGUUUUUAUUCUGUAUCUAAGGUUUGGAAUAUUGUUUUUGCUAUUGAAGGAUGUUGUGUGUUAACAUUUGUAAAUAAUACAAAAAUAAUCCAUCAUUUUGUUGAGAGGUCUAGUUUGUCUGUUAAGAAAAUGUAAGCAUUGUGGAAAUGUGUUCACUGACUGGAUAUUGUGUGAAAAUGACAUGAAAUGUGUGAACGGUAUGACCACAAAAGACCGAUGCUGUGAUCUUUGUGUUUAGAGUUUUGAAAAUGCGACAAACGCUUGUGCGACAAAAACUGUAUUGCCCUGAUGAUCAGGACCAUCCAGUCCUGGUUUCUGUCUUUGUCCCCCUUUAGUACAAGGUUCUUCUGAAUUUUUACCAUCCAGACUCUUUUUGAAUUUCAGUUUUAUGUUUUUAUUUUUUUUCUUGCAGAUCCUCAUAAGAGAGAAAAAUGAUGGCGAUGAUGAUGAGGAUGAUGAAAGCAGUUUGGCGUACCGCACGCGUUCAAAGCUUCCCUUGGUUGAUAUCCCUCUGGGUCAGUUGGAGGCAAAGCUUCUGCCCCCUGACAUCACAGAGGACAUGUAUGAGCGAAGCCCCGCCCAGCAAGAGGAAGACCGUCAUUGGACGAGUUGGCUGCAAAGUCUGAUGGCGCCUGAUAAUGAAGGUCACAGGUCAAGUUGAUCAGGGUGUUUUACUUUAAAAAGGUUCCAGUCCACUGUAGUGACUUCCUGUUGUUGUUGUUGUGUGUCAGAGGAGGCUGAUGAUGAAGAUGACCCAGAAUACAACUUCCUGGAGGAUCUGGAUGAACCGGACAUGGAGGACUACAGGACUGACCGGGCUGUGCAGAUCACCAGUAAGUCCAUCUGCUGAGUGCUGGUCAAUGCCUGGAACUUUUUCCAGGACUUCCAGGACCUUGUUUAAGGUUAAACACUCACCGUGAAAAUGCUUGUCCUUCCUCUGACAGAGCGAGAGGUGAACGAGCUGCUGGACGAACUCUUUGAGACGGUGAGUCUCUGAAAUUAAAGUCCGAUCAAUUCAGUCAUGUGACUUUAUUUACACACUGACGUCUGCGACCUCUGCAGCUGCAGGAAGAGGAGAAAGAAGAGGAGGAGGAGCAAGAGGAGGAGGAGGAGGAGGAGGAGGUGACUCAGCCACAGACUGGAACCAAAUUUAAUGUUCCCAAAGCUUUAAGGUAACACAAAAGAACACAUACACACACACACGCGCACCCAAUUCCAGGUGUGUGUUUGUCCUUCUGUUGGGACAGAGCAGCAGAGCGGUGCUGUCUCUGUUUGGGUCAGGAGGAACAGGAAGUCCUCCACUGUGUCUUCUUCACACAGAACCCAUGAAGAAGAGUUCAGUAGAAGGAGACAUUGGCUGUGUCCAAUUGAAUCAUUCAAUCCCUAACUCCCAUAUGGGGUUUCACUAUACAGUGCAUCCGGAAAGUAUUCAUACCACUUCACUUUUUCCACAUUUUGUUAUGUUACAUAACAAUAUGUUGCUGUGCUCUGAUUGGCUCAGUAGUUCGGAUUUCGGUUUAUCCAUUUUGCUAAUGUGUGCUAAAGUAAGGUGCCUAGAUGUCUGUAAUGAUAUCCGGGGAUAUUCGGUGCGGUGGCGGGUGCAGGGGCUGCAGGGGCUGUGUGAUCACAGACAAAGUCUCGGUACUAUUUAGUAGCAGCGCAUGCCCCUUGUAAUAACCCCCGUAAGAACUGUUGUUCAGGACUGCUUACUUGUGCUUCCUACCUAUUCGGCUACUGUAAUAACCGUUGUUCGAGCCCACACGCAACAUUUUUGUUCUCAUUCAUGAAACGCUUAAAUCGGGGACAUUUUCAGGGCUUUUGCCGGGGACAGGUCAUCCAUUACGGGGACUGUCCCCGGAAAUCAGGGACGUCUGGUCACCUUAUGCUAAAGGCUAAAAAUGGCAGGUAUUAAACCAUAUAUUUUAGAUCCCGAGUCCGAAGAGGAGGUGGAAGUUGAAGAAGAAGCCGGAGAUCUCCAGCGGUGUUUUCAUUCAUUCUGCCCAGCUUUAAGUUCAUUUUCCCGGCAGUGAACCCAGGGAAACACCGGUCGUUUGGAAGAGACCCAGAGCGGAUACAGCGGUAGCUGCGUCUCGCUCUGGCUGGAGAGUGAUGUUGUCUGUGAAUCAGUACGAGAACGAGAGAGUGGGCGCGGCUCAACGAGGACGUGCUCGUGAAUAAUAAUGAGCAAGGUCAGCGCGACGUCAGAGGGACCUGCUUUUUCAAUUGGCCUGGUUUACCCGUUCCUUUAUUUUAAACCUUUACAGAAUGCAAACGACAUAAUGGUUUGUUUUCACAUUUACAACAUAAGACGAACAUAAUAUGGACCUUAUCUGACACAAAAAACACACAAAAUUACAUUUUGAUGGCAGGUCCCCUUUAAAAAUAAGAAUCCUCAAAUGUUGCCUAUACAUAAGUAUUCACACCCUUUACUCAAUACUUGUUCGAAGCACCUUUGGCAGCGAUUACAGCCUCCAGUCUUCUUGUGUAUGAUGCAACAAGCUUGGCACACCUGGAUUUGGGGAGUUUUUCCCAUUCUUCUGUGCACAUCCUCUCAAGCUCAGUGAGGUUGGAUGGGCAGCAUUGGUGCAUAGCUACUUUCAGGUCUUUCCAAAGAUGUUCAAUCGGGUUCAAGUCUGGGCUCUGGCUGGGCCACUCAAGGACAUUCAGAGACUUGUCCUGAAGCCACUCCUUUGUCUUCUUGGCCGUGUGCUUAGGGUCAUUGUCAUGCUGGAAGAUGAAGUCACUCCAGUUGAAGGUCUCGAGCGCUCUGGAGCAGGUUUUCAUCAAGGAUUUCGAUGUACUUAGCUGCAUUCAUUUCUCCCUCUAUCCUGACAAGUCUCCCAGUUCCUGCCGCUGAAAAACAUCCCCACAGCAUGAUGCUGCCACCACCAUGUUUCACUGUAGGGAUGGUAUUGGCGAGGUGGUGAGCGGGGCCUGGUUUCCUCCGGACAUGACGCUUGGCAUUCAGGCCAGAGAGUUUGAUCUUCGUUUCAUCAGACCAGAGAAUUUUGUUUCUCCGGAACUACUUGCGUCUGUCAGCAACAGACCUAAGUAGUUCAACUGUUUCGAUGAAUAAGGCGAUGACGCUUUCAGUUAUCUUAUUUAAGUAACUAUCGCUUCUAGCUUGAGUCUGAGAUAUGGACCUCCUGACCUCCACUCUUAAUUUGCAUUCAUAAAUAUUGUGGCCAAGUUCACUCUAUCCCCCCUGCUCUCCACUGGCAAGUCUGGAACAGUUGCAAAUAAACAAAAUGGGUUUGGUACCUGUUUGAUUGUCCAUUCUGAGCUUCCAUAGAAAAACAACAUGGCAACCUCCAGCCAAUAAAAUAUAAAAGACUUUCCUCAUUCUUAAGUAAUAAAACCAUGAUGAUAUUCUAUGCAAUAUAAACUCAUUUAAACAUAUUCCGACAUGAAACAUUCCAGUUCUUUAGAGAAAUGCAGCUAAAACCGACAGAAUGUACCUUUAGGGAUCAAAGCUUUCCACCACCCUCAUAUAUAUAAUGUUUGACUUGACCUAUAGCUUUAAAAAGUUUAAUUAAAUCACCUUCACAAAAAUCAUAAAAUGUCCUCUCACUUAAUCUGAUUAAAAAAAAUCACCACAUGGACAUAAUCACCUCAGACCAAAUGUUUGACAUGAAGAUAAUGACAAUAUAUUUGGCUUUGGCUAUAAUCAGCAACGUGACAACCAACCCCAGUCUCCCCUAUUGAUGUGUCAGCUCCUCCCUUUGUCCUAAUACAGGUAUAUAGAUAAGGUGUGGCUGUUGUUGAAGGCGUUUCCUUCAUCGUUAUGACUCCUUCGGUCUGUAAAUGCGUCCCUCAGAGGAGCAGCUUCUGAAUUUGACACACAUGUAUUAUCCCUGUAAGUUAUUUCAGGCUCUGCCUACUUUCAAGUCAGAUAUGUGCGACUACAAAACAUGAUAAUUAUCAUGAUAAACAUAUUCGAUCCUCUUAUGACCCUUCAGGAGGCGGAGUCUGUGCCAAGAACCAGCUGAUUAGUGGAAAGAAGCUGCACUCAAACCCAUCCUGGUCAGGUUCAGACUUUGUUUUUUGUCCCUCUUUGGUCUUCAUAGAUUUGAGGCGCCAUUGGCUAGCAUGUUAACAGAGCGGCGGCGGGCAGCGAGACAACAGUACGAAGCUCUGCAGCAGAAGAGGGCGCUGCAGGACACGACCAAUCGGCAACGCAACAACACACUCCUGAGCAACACACCUGCUCCACAUACCAACACCUGCAUCCCCCUACUGCUGCUGAGCCACACCUGUAGACCCCUCCACCUGGACCACACCCAGAAACUACAGCUGCAGCAGCAGGUGCAGCAGGUAAGGAAAGCCCUGCCCCCCCCCCCCCCCCCCCACACACACACACACACACACACACACACACACACACACACACACACCUGUUAUCUGUCUGUUCCUCUGUGGUUUUAGCUCACCUGGGACUCUCAGACUGACAGGUAAUCUCCUGUUUUUCAGCAUGUGCAGCUGCUGACUCAGAUCCACCUGCUGGCUCGCCGCAUUGACGCUCUGAAACAUGAGGCGUUCACCACCAAACGUUACCUGGUCAGUCACAGACAAAACAAACACACCUGAGCUCCACCUCCGUCACCUGCUUCAUGAUCACCUGCUCUCUCUCCACAGGAGGAGCUGCAGCAGUUCUCCAUGAGGAGGACCCAGGAGGUUCUCCUGCCCAGCAGUUUCAGAGCCUGUAACCUGAAGGGGGCACUGGAUCUGGUGGAGGAGGUUGAGCAGAGGGUGGAGCCACCUUCUCCUCCUGCUGCUCCUUCUCCUCCUGCUGCCUCCAGGCGCUGGCUGCCCAGCAUGACGCCAGCAACCAACAGUAAGAACCUCAACCAGAACCUCCAUGGUCAUUCUGUUAGAGUGCUCCUGGUUCUGGUUCUAAAUCUGGUUCUUAAGCUGUAUUGGGACAGGAAAAAGUGCCUAGAAAGUGAAUCUCGUUUCACUUCAGUGGGGCAACAUGAACUGUGAUUCAUAAAAUUAGGCCUGCACGAUAUAUCAUUUGAACAUCGUCAUCGCGAUGUACGUGUGUGCGAUAGUCACAUCGCAGAGCCUGCGAUGUUGGAGGUGAAUGAACUCAGUGAAUUUCAAGGGUAACCGACUGAGAUACACUGCUUGUGACUCUGCAUGUGCUGUGCAGCGAUCCACCAAUCACCUUCGUUCUUUACUCAGUUGCCAAUCAGACUCAGUUCUCAGUUGCCAAUCAGACUACCCUGCCAGCUGUCAAUCAAAAUCAGAGAGGAGGAAACCCACCCCUGCACAUGUUCUGCACAUGGAGUGAGAUGCUGGCUGCAGGUGUUAAGCCGAGAAACGCGUGUCCGCUGAGAAUUACUUUCGGAACUUUACUCAUGACUGUUAAGCCCAACAAAUAAGAACUGUAUGGGUUUUAAAUUGUAUAUUUCCGUGGACCACUCUACUAUAAGCGCGUUUUGCGAGGUGCAUGCAAUUCUCGGAGGACAUGCGUUUCUCGGCACAUUACCGCUAACAACAACAACAACAACAACGAUCUCAAACUGAGCAACGAACAAGAGAAAACCACCAAAAAUGAAGAUUUGUUGCCAAAAACAAAAGGAAAGUCAGUUAUCUGGAAUUAUUUCGGUUAAAAGAAGGAUGAUGUCGACCAAAACGCGUGCUGACAGACAGCGGAAAUUAAAGUUUAUCACUUUUGGCAUGGUGUACUGGCAUUAUUAUGCCAUAUAUUAUCAUUUUCUAUAAUUUAAAAAACGGUGUCAAUAAUAUCGUUUAUCGGCAAUAAUUUGUAGCACAAUUAUCGUCCAGCAAAAUUUGUUAUCGUGACAGGCCUAAUCAGGAACAUUGUCAAAGUCGAUAUCAACUCAAUGUUUAUAAGUUUCUGCAAGGUCCUUUGUCUCACCCUGUAGAGAAAGCCACUUUCUAAUACUAGUUCUGUAAGUUUCCCAACGUGUCCUUGUAAAGUCGAGAACGUCUUCACUCUGGACAUGUGAUAGAUGCAUAUAGCAUCGUUUCGUUCCUUUUUUAUGCACUUUUGAAGGCUGUAUUCUUUUUUUCCUUUUCUUUUCUUCCUCUCCGCUUGUCUCGCUGCUAGAUCCGCUCGUCGCCAUGUUUGUGUAUUUCUGAUACUACGGCAACGAGACUCGGCUCCUAUUGGUCCAUGUGACAAAAAGUCGCUUCACCCCCUGCAUAUUCGAUUGCGCGUGUGCAAAUAUCACUACGCCGCAGAAGGGAAAUAGUUCGACACCGAAACACUGAUUACUAAAAAUCGACAGGAUGGCAUGAGUAGAUAUUUUUUUUUAGUACUUACUAUCAAUAGAGCUAUUUUAUGAAUCACAGUUUGUGUUGCCCCACUGAAGUGGAACGAACCAACACGAUCUCAUUCAGCCAAUACAGCCUAUCUGGUUCUGUUCAGGUCUGGCCUUCCCUCUGCUGCCCCCUGACAUGGCGUGGCUUUUAGCGACUAGACCCGUCUUCCUCUACCCAGAACUACUUCCUGUCUGUAACCUGGACAGCAGCCGACAGCAGAGGAGUGUGUACACACCAGGAGAGGACGGGUACGCGCGCACGCACACACACACACACAUCAAUUUAAAAGUCCACUCAAUGCAGUGUAUACAGUAAACUAAACCUACUAGAAAUUUACUUGCAGUGUAGAAAUACAGUGAUUUAUCUUGUUAGUUAUGUGGGACUGCUAUUAUCUUGAACACAACUUUAAGUCUCAGUGUGUCAUAUUUCCCAUCAUGCCUCUGUGCAGGCUGCUGGUUCUGGGUCUGAAGCACUUUGAGGGAACCGUGGAGCCGGAUCAGCUGAUCAGCUCGUACCUGGUCCGUAAGACUCGAUGGAACCUGAAGAAGCACAUCAGAGAGCUGAGCGGACCCAGGGCACCGCCCAGCAGCGUCAUUAAGGUGACAUCACUGUGACAUCACACAGACUCAGCUGAGAGGUGGAGCAGGUGAAGUUCAUCUGGUCGUUUGUCAUCUUCAGGUGUUCGUGACGCAGAGAGUCGUUCCCCCGUUGCCCCUCUCCUGCAGCAGAGUUCAGCCGUCUGACCAGUGCCCCCCAGUGGACAGAAACCCCUCCUGCAUGCCGAACUGGCUGAAGGUCAGAUCAGAGCAGAUCCACAUUCAGGUUUUCAGGUUCCUCUAAGGUUCUUUCAUCGCUCUUUAACGCCCCCUGAUGGUUCUCACCCUCCAGAACAGUCAGCUGAUCAUCCAGAAGACUCGCCUCCACUCCCACUCUUACCCCCCCUCCCUCCCUCCUGGCUGCACCCUCAGGCUCCACCCCCAAUGGCUCAUCAAGUCCCGCUCCUCAAUCACCGCUCACAGACGUAUCUUCAAACUUGCCCACAAUGCAUCUCUGCCACCCCUCGCCAAAGCCCCAGGAGACCUACAGGCCGCUCCCCCUGCAGGUGUGACUGGACCGCUGGCCCCGCUCCAAACCUGUGAGCCUAUCCCAUUGGCUGCUGUCCAAACAGUUCCCACCCAGGCAGUGUGCACCAACAUUAUAAGCUCGGGCGUUCCUAUUGGUCAGGUGCAGCAGAGCGUUUUAACAGAACAGCUGUGUAGCCCCGCCCCUCUGCUCCUCCCCCUUUCUGCCUCCACCACCUCUGACAUCACAGCUCCCAUAAUGCCCGUCUCUGCUGCCGCUCUGACGCCGGGAUACUUCAUCCUGCAGAUGGUGUGGACGCCUCAGACACAAGCUCCACCUCCUGCUUCGCCUUCUGCCCCGCCCAUUGUCAGUGUCCAACGUGCUCCUCAGAAGACGCGACGUAAACAGAGUGAGAAGAAGAGACAGGAGGAGGACAGGAGACGGGAGGGGGAGGAGACUCAGGUAGAGGAGGCAGGACACAUGGAGGAGCAAUGCUCAGUGUCAUCUUUGAGCCCAGCUUUUUUAUUUUCAGAGCGAAAACUGGAGGGGGAAAAGAAAGAGGAGGAGAAGGAGGACAACGACAUAAGGAAGGAAAAAGAAGAGGAGGUUCCAGGUGUAGUCAGUUUAAGUGGAGGAGAAAAAAACACCGGAGAGAAAGAGGAGGAUAAAGGUGGAGGAGGAAGUGCUGGAGGAGCAGGUGAGGAGGAUACAGGUGAGGGAGGUGGAGGGGAAGGGGGACAGGAAAGAGAGGAGGAGGAAGGACAGAGGGAGGAUGGAGGAGGAAGAGAGAGGGAAGAGGAUGGAGAGAAGGAUAAAGAUGAAGAUCAGGAUCAGCAGGGGGAGGAAGAGGAGGAGGAGGACUUCGAUGACCUCACCCAGGAUGAGGAUGAGGAGGAAGUGAUGUCAUCUGCGUCAGAGGAGUCGGUGCUGUCUGUUCCAGAGUUACAGGUAACUAAAUGACAGGUAAACAAAGUUCAAGUACAGGUAAACAACAGUUUUUGACCUUUGACCUCCUCAGGAAACCAUGAAGCAGCUGACAUGGCUGGCGGCGGAGCGGCGGCUCUGUGCGGACGCAGACUCUGAGGAGGAUCACUCCCCCACCUCCCCAGGAUCUCAGGAGGAAGAGGAGGAGGAGGAAGAGGAGGUGCCCAAAGGGGCGGAGUCAGGAGACAGGAGGCGAACAAAGGAGGGAGGAGACGAAGACACGCCGUCGGGGGAGGGGACUCCCAGAGGGGGAGGAGGUCGUCCAGGGCGAGGGAGAGGUGGGUGUCGGUGCUGAGGUCACAGCAGGUGUCAUUUCACCUGGCGUGUUUUAAGUGUUUCCUGUCUCGCUGCAGGGAGGAGCCGACCUCUGCGUGGUCUGAGGAGGAGUCGUCAGGAGCGUCACAGCGUCGACGCCACCAGACUGUUACUGCUGUACGACGAGAACAUCCUGGACAACGACCCACACAGAGAGAGCAAGGACGUGGCGUUCGCUCAGAGCUACCUCAACCGGGUCAGAAACAGAACCUCAGUAACGAUCACAUUAGACUCUGGUCAGCAGCUGUUUGAUGUAGUUUGGAGUUUGAUCCAACAGAGGGAGCUCUCCUCGAACCCUGAUCCUAGCACAGAACUAAAGUGACCGGGGUUUAUUUUGGGCCUGGUUCUGGGGUUCUGGAUAUGAAGCUGGACUGACUUAAAUGGGACGGUUUUGGUCUCAGAAGGUCACACCUGUCCUGCAUGCAGGAUUUUUUUUCAUAGAAUGGUAGGGGAAGGUCCCGCCCUCCUUUACCUCUGAUUGGCUAAAAGUGCUGGGCUCCGAUUGGUUAUUCCUUAUGGCUGUGAAACGUCAUCGUCUGUCGGGUUAGGGUUAUGAUAUUCAGAGCAGACAGUCGCGCUCGGCUUGAGCGUGUGAUGACGUUCCACAGCAAAUCAGAGGCGAAGGAGGCGGGACCAUCCCCUACCAUCCUUGGAAAAAAAAAUUGCGUCUUACAUUGGUAGCAGUUUGGGGGUUUCCAUAGCAACCAUCACAGACAGUUAACCACGACUGUGACUUUGUUCCAGGUGCGGGAGGCACUGCAAGACACACCUGGUCAGGUGGGCGAGUUUGUGUCUCUGCUGCGUGAGUUUGAGCAGGUGGGAGAUGGAGAGGAAGUGACCAUUUUGUUCAGGAAGCUGCGGUGCAUUCUGGGAGAUCGCACUGACCUGCUCAGAGACUUCGCCGCGUUCCUGCACCCUGAACAGGCGCUGCAGUGCGGACUGGUGAGUGGCACAGGUGUCAGACAGGUGUGUAUUUAUCAUCAAAGUCUCCGUCACAUCCUCAUCCUCGCUCUCUGACCUCUGCAGUUUGAGGAGCAGCAGGCGUUUGACCAAAGCCGCCGUUUCCUGCGACAGUUAGAGAUCAGCUUUGGAGAUAAUCCGUCUCAUUACCAGAAGAUCAUCAAAGCUCUGCAGACCGGUCCGGACUUGAGUCCCACCAGCAUCCAGGAGGUAAAACCACUGAAACCAGUUCUCCUGACAUCACAAACUGGAGGAUUGAUCUGGUCAUAUGAUUGUUUAUUUGAUCAAAUAUACACACAGUACAAUUUUAGUCAAGAAAUUACCUGUUUGUUUUUUUGGAAAUUAAAAAAAGAGUAGGUUGAAGCUGUUUAGUUUAUAUGUAGGGGAGACCAGGCCUGUUGUUACAUGGGUAAGUUGUCACAUUGCAAUUAUCUUUGCCACCAGAGGGCGCAACUAAAAACUGGAAUACUAGUUCUCCUCCUUUACAUGGUCAGGGGUCGUGUCCUGUCCUAGUUGAGAUGAAUGCCAAUUAACCAUUUCACACAACCCAAAGUAAAAAAAAAUUAACUUUAUAUAUUUUAAAAUAAGUUUCUUCCAGAUAAAAAUCCUAGCAGUGAAACAUGUGGACCUGUUAGAGGAGAGAUUAAGACAUCCUGUCAUACCUCAGUCAUUGUUCUGUUUUAAACUUACUUUAAGCUGGAGCUAAAAUUAGCAAACGUGGUAAUUUGGGUCAACAUGUCUCAGUCAUUUUGGGAUUAGUUAUCACAUGUUUAAAAGGGAUUAAAAUUAACAGAGAGUCUGCUUAUCAGUAGUUGUCAUAUUGAAAUUUGACUUUGUUUUUACAGAGAACAGAGUGGUUUAAAGGAGAGGAGAAAGAGAGCGGACAUGGUCAGGAAUUACAAAAGAAAAACGGAACAUGUCAGUGCAGUACCUAACGUGAUGCUGAGGACAGUCAGGCAGGUGACCCUCACUGAUAAAUCAAUCUGGAGUACAAUGAAGGAAUUUAAUGUCAGCUACCAUACCUUAGCUCAGUACUGCAAAACAUUCACCCCAGUAGAAAUACAGUCAGACAGAUCUCCAAACUCCAGAGCAUGUUGAUAAUAUUUUAAAUGUACGGUUUUUUCAAAGACUUAUUCUUUAGCUCAAUGAUAAACAUUUUCUGUGUCUGACUUUAAUGUUCACUUUCAGGUAAAAAAAAAAUUACAACAACAACAAUUUUGUUUUAUUAGCUGUAAAAUACACUGACAUCUUACCCCAUGUAGAGAGACAGCUUACCCGAUGGUGGGGCAACAUGUCACAUGUUCACACUCUCUAUUUGAUUGAUUGUAACUCUGCACUGAUACAAGAUAUGAAAAUGACAUGAAUAUGAAAUAUAUACCUGAGACUUUGUUCUUUCAUCUGGUACACAUUUUGUUUAUAUAUGAUGAAUUGAUUCCAAGUAUAUAUAUAAAUAACUCUAAUAUAAAUAUAUAAGAGUGUGAAAAGUGUGACAACAAGCCCCGGUCUCCCCUACCUACCCUCAUUCCCUACUAUUUGUUACCCUUUACAUGUCUCCAGAAUUUCUGAUGUCGCCAAAAAACAACCAAAGCUCCAAAGUGUAACAUGAAUAUAUAACUAAUCAUUAAUACUAAAACAAAGACCUUAUACACUAUAGGCCAAAAGUUUGGAAGCAAGAUCAGAUUUGUAUUUGUAAUAACCUGCAAAACAUCCCCAUACCAUGGAACUACCACCUCCAUACUGAAUUAUGGGUGUAACACAUGGUGCUUUCAGAUGCAACAGUUUGUCUGCGGAUAUAGACUCUGCGUUUUGAACCAAAUAGUGCAAACUUGUUUCUAGUCAUCAUAAGUCCAAUUUUUGUGAACUUUUGCCCACACAUAUCUCUUUUUCUUGUUCUGUGGAUGAAGUAGUGCUUUUUUGCAGACACACAACCCUUCAGACCAGCCUUUCUCAAAUGUCAUUUCACGGUUGUCAGAGAUAUGGGUUUCGACCUUGUCAUGUUGAUUUCCUCCCUUAUUUGUGGUGCUGUUUUUCGCCGAUCUCUCUCACUGGUGACAAUGCUAUUGUUACCAAACUUGAGCUUGCAGACCCUCGAACCGUAGUAGGUGGACCACUCUUGGACAGCUCUCUGUUUAACUCGUUGAGGUAACAUAAAAAUGAUCGGGACCACGUUGGAAGAACUGCACUUUUAUUUUCUAGCACUCCUCGCAGAAGGAAAACAUAAAGUAUCACACUUGUGGCUGCGGAGUCCGUCUCACAAACACAAGCUCCCUGCAUCGCAUCCCCUGCGAACACAAAAGAACACAGUUUCCCAGAAUGCCCUACUGACAUAGCCCUGUAAACUCUAACCCCUCCCACAUAAUAAAGUCACAGUCACAUGCUGAGCCUGUAACACUAUGUUUAUCCUCUGCUUUUGUAGUAACUCUCUUUCAUCCAGGUCUUUUUCUAUCAUCAUAACUUCCAGGUUCCUCUAGUCUCUUCAGAGUGUAGUGGACUCCUUUGUUAAACACCUUUAGGUGUUUUGCAAUUUCUCUUUCUGUGUAUCCUUCUUUCCUCAAUGUACAAAUCUGUACUUUUGUUUCUUUACUCAGUUGCUUCUUUCUAGCCAUUUUUGCGGUAGUUUGAACACAGUUGAGAUUUAUUAGGAUUUUUGUAUGCAGACUCUCAAAAACCCCAAAAGUUGAAGUGAAUAAUCCAACUGUGAUUUGUUUUUUUUGCUUUUGCACUGAAGUUGUGACUCUUGCAAAUGUUUUCAACCCUAAAACUAAGCCCUUAUUAUCUUUUGCUGACAUAUAUUUAGCAAUGGUCUGUUAACAUCAAUGUCUAAAGGUAAAUGGAGUAAAAUGGUGCAUUUCCAUGAAAGCAACAUCUGAUCAUGGAGUAAAUACAUCCCAAAAUACAUAAAACUCAUGCUGGAUUAAAAAAAAAAGCAUUGUGAACAAAAACUUGAAGUUACUCCCAACUGUUCGGCCUGUAAUGGCCUUGCUUCCAAACUUUUGGCCUGUAGUGUAUUUACAUACACUCCUGAUCAAAAUCUUAAGACCAGUUAAAAAACUGCAAGACUUUAUAUUUAGCACUGUUGGACCUUAAGACGGUUCUUAGUAGAGCUUCAAAAUGCAAAAAGAAGAAAUGGGAACAAGAGACCAAAAGUUUUGAGUAGGCAAUUUAUUGAAAACAACAAUUUAACUAAAAUAGGCUGUUCAUCAGCUGAUCAAAAAAACCUAACCACCUCCAAAAACAGAAAUUUAAGUGUCAAAAACUGACUCAGUAAUGAGUAGCUCCAUCAUUAUUGUUGAUUACUUUAAAAAUUCGUUUUGGCAUGGUUGAUACAAGUGUUUCUAAAAGGCUGGUGGGAAUGUUGCUCCAAGUGGUGAAGAUGGCUUCACAAAGGGGAUCCACUGUCUGGAACUGAUGUCCAUUUUUAUAAAUUUCCCUUGCCAUCUAUCCCCAAAUGUUCUCAAUUGGAUUUAGAUCAGGGAAACAUGCAGGAUGGUCCAAAAGAGUGAUGCUAUUCUCCUGGAAAAAGUUCUUGGUCAGACGGGCCUUUUGAAUUGUAGCAUUGUCCUGCUGAAAAACCCAGUCAUUGCCACACAGACGAGGGCCCUCAGUCAUGAGGAAUGCCCGCUGCAACAUCUCCACACGCCAGCUGCUAGUUGACGCUCCUGCACAACCUGGAGCUCCAUUGUUCCAUUAAAGGAGAAAGCACCCCAGAUCAUGAUGGUGCCCCCUCCACUGUGCCACGUAGAAAACAUCUCAGGUGGCAUCUCCUUGUCAUGCCAGUAGUGUUGGAAGCCAUCAGGACCAUCAAGGUAAAAAUAUUCCUCAUCAGAGAAUAAAACUUUUUUCCACCUUUGAAUGUCCCAUGUUUGGUGCUCCCUUACAAAGCACAAAUGGGCAAUUUUGUGGCGUUGAAGGAGACGUGGCCUUUGAAGACGUGUUUUGUUUUUGAAGCCCUUCCUAUGCAGAUGUCGUCUGAUUGUUAUUGGGCUGCAGUCAGCACCUGUAAUGGCCUUAAUUUGGGAUGAGGAUCGUCCCACGUCUUGACAGACACACAUUCGGAUCCUCCGGCUCAGCAGUGGUGAGAUUUUUUGGGGUCUACCACUUGAUUUUUUUGUUCCAUAACCCUCCAGAUCUUUUAAGAAAUGAAAAAUGAUGGUGUUAUUGCGUCCAACCUCAGCAGCGAUGGUAUGUUGUGAGAGGCCUUGUUUAUGCAGCUCAACAAUCCUACCACGUUCAAAAGCAGUGAGCUUUUUUGCCUUUGCCAUCAAGUGAUAUUGACAGUGUGACUGCUUGACAAGAAAUGACAUGGAAUCCAAAUUUUCGCACAGAUUUUGGCUUUUUUAAGGCUGUGGUCUUAAACUUUUGAUCAGCUGAUGAACAGCCUAUUCAGUCUAAUAGUUGUUUACAAUAAAUUACCUGCUCAAAACUUUUGGUCUCUUGUUCCCAUUUCUUCUUUUUGCAUUUUGAAGCUCUACUAAGAACCGUCUUAAGGUCCAACAGUGCUAAAUAUAAAUUCUUGCAAUUUUUUAACUUGUCUUAAGAUUUUGAUCGAGUGUAUAUACAUCCACACCUAUAUACAUGUAUAUACACACAAAUAUACACUUCAUAUAUGAAUACCUAGAAUACUUUAAAUCUCUCAUUUGUACCAUUCCCAUAUACAAUAGAAUAAGUGUGACAAAACAAAAAUCACUGUUGUUAGUAUUUUUCAAUCAAACUCUGCUUUAAUUUACUUUAAAAAAGGCUGCAUGAUAUAUCGUUUGAUCAUCGUCAUGAACGUGUGCGCGGUAGUCACAUUGCAGAGCCUGCGAUGUUGGAAGCAAAUGAACUCAUCUAAUUUCAAGGGUAACUGACUGAGAUACACUGCAUGUGACUGCAUGUGCUGUGCAGCAAUCCACCAAUCACAUUCAUUCUUUACUCAGUUGCCAAUCAGACUACGCUGCCAGCCGUCAAUCAAAAUCAGAGAGGAGGAAACCACGCCCCUGCACAUGGAGUGAGUCGCUGGCGCUGCCGGUGUUGUGCCGAGAAACGAGUGUCUGCUGAGAAUUACUUUGGGAACAACACAAAAAUAAGAACUGUAUGGGUUUGAAAUUGUACAUUUCCGUGGACCACUCUACUGUAAGCGGUGCGCGUUUCUGCGAGGUGCAUGCAAAUCUCGGCACAACACUGGUACCAACAGCAACGAUUGUAAAAUGAGCAACGAACAAGAGAAAACCACCGAAAAUGAAGACUUGUUGGCAAAAAGAAAAGGAAAGUCAGUUAUCUGGAAUUAUUUUGGUUACAAGAGGGAUGAUGUCGACUAAAACAUGUGUUCUGUGUUCAUCUGUUUCUACAAUAAUGUCCCAGCACAGUAAAAGCUAAAACAUCUCUAAGACAGACAGAAGCCAUUCUACUGACAUUCACUUAAAGAGGUAAGAUCAGUGCAGGUUAACUGUCCUCAAGAUUCAGCAGAAAGUGAUAUUCAGGUCAUCCGCUGGAAAAUUUCUGUAGUUUUCUCAUAUUGCAGUAUAUAUCGUAGGGUUGAAAAAAACUGCAAUGCUAGUUUUUUUCCAAUAUCGUGCAGCCCUACUUUUAAACUGUGCUUUAAUUUUACUUUGUUUAAGAUCAUCGGUCAAGUUGUUCCACAUCUUCACCCCCACAAUAAAAAGAAGCCUGCUUUUUAGUGUCUUAAGAACGCCUGGUUGUUUUAAAUUGUGUUCCCCUCUUAAUACAAACCUGCCCUCUCUUCCAAUAAACAUUUUCUGUAUAUUACUCAGGAGUACAUUGUUAUUAGCUCUACACAUCGUCUGUGCAGUUCUAAAUUCAACAGAUUGGCAAUUUUUAAUACUCUUAAUUUCAGAAACAGUUCAUUAGCAUGAUGGAAGAAUCCUACCUCUUUAACAAUCCUUAUUGCUCUCUUUUGCAUAAUAUUUAUAGGUUGUAAAUUAGUUUUGUAUGUUUUUCCCCAGACUUCUAUACAGUAAGUCAGAUAUGGUUAUAUUUGCGUAUUGUAUAAUAAGUAUAAAGUUUUAUGGUUUCAUGUGUGUCUUGUCCUACCCAAAAUGCCAAUACUCCUAGCCAGCUCUGACCUAACAAAGAUUAUUUGGAGUUUCCAGCUGAGGUUAUGGUCCAUUUUUACCCCUAAAAAAAUACACUCAUACACCCUUUCUAUCUUAAUAUUAUCAAUACUCACUUCAACAUCUGUAUUUGGUUCAAUUGGUCUCUUUCCAAACACUAUGAACUUUGUCUCCGUCAUGAUUAUUAUCAAACCAUAAUUUAGCUGGUUUAGAUUCUCCUGUACAAAAAAUAUGAGUAUUAUCAGCAAAAAUAACAAAUUUUAAUACACUAGAAACUUUACAUACAUCAUUUCUAUAUAGGCCUGUCGCGAUAAUCAAUAAAUCGCCUUAUCGCUCGGUAAAUAAAAACGAGGUAGGUCAUUUUGCCAACCUGGAUAAUUAACGUUCGUUUGUUUUCCUCCUCUCUCGCUACCAAACACGCUGGAUGAGAGAAGAGGUCUCACUCUGCACAUUUUUGUCAACCCCUGGGGGCGUUGGCUCUAUAGGGGAAUGAACGGAGUUAGUGAACCCUCCUGUCAGUCAUUCAGUCUCUUUGUCGGGGGGGGGAGAGCUGGCGCGCACAGGCACACAGACACAGACUUUUGGAUACAGUGCUACAAGUGAACGUCGUGAGUGAAAAGCAAGCUAACAGAAUGAACACGACAGCUUUGGUGUCUAAACCGAAUGCAACAGCCCAAGUGUGGGAAUAUUUCAGCUUUAAACCAAAUGAAAGAGGUGAGCCCACAAAUACGGACGAGCCGAUAUGUCGUAUUUGUUCCAAAGUUGUGAUGACAAAGAAGGGGAAUACGACGAACGUGCACGCGCACCUCAAGCACAAUCAUCCUCUCCAUUUUUCCCAACUGAGCAAAAAAAGUACCGCCGAAGGUGCUGCGGAGCCAUCGUCCCGACAGGUACCGCUUACUGAAGCGUUUGGUAAGCAAAGCAAAUAUAAACAAAACACCGCAAAAUGGUGCGCGCUGACAGACAGCGGAAAUUAAAGUUUAUCACUUUUGACAUGGUGUACUCGCAUUAUUAUGCCAUAUGUUAUCAUUUUCUAUAAUUUAAAAAACGGUGUCAAUAAUAUCUUUUAUCGGCAAUAAUUUGUAGCACAAUUAUCGUCCAGCAAAAUUUGUUAUCGUGACAGGCCUAUUUCUAUAUAAUAUGAGUAAUAAUUGGUCCCAAUAUUGAAGCCUGUGGCACUCCACAGGUUAUAUCCAGAUAUGUCAGCUCUGUGGUCCGUAUCUUUCAGCUGCUUCUUGUGUUUCAGCUCAAAUCUCAGAUGGCCACACUGCUCAAAGGCCACACCCAUCUGCAGAAUGAGUUCUGGGUAUUUUUUGACGAGCUCCGGCCUCCCCCUGCCCACCCUGGACAGUUCGAGGAAGCUCAUUGGCCAGAGGACGGAGGAGGCAUGUCAGAAGGAGCAGAGGGACUGGGGCAGGUACUGUCAGGGGGCGGAGUCAGCAGUGGAUUUGAGGAGGUAACGCUACCAGAGCUGGAGGAGGAAGAGGAGGGGCAAAAGAUCCCGACAGUGACGAGCCGCCGCCAGAGAAGAAAGAUGGACGCCCACAGGACCUACAAGGUCUGUCCUUCUGUUGGACCCUCCUUCUCUCACCUGUUACCUGUCUAACUCUGAUUGGUCAAAUGAAUCUUGAUUUAUGUUUCCAGGACUGUGAUUGGUCGGAUAAGAAUUGGUCCUGCCUCUGCCUGGACUCAAAGAUCCGUAGACACAGGAGGAAAGGAUGCCCUCGCUGCCAUGGCAACAAGGUCUGUCUGUCCUCCACGUGUCCACAUGAGUGCAGAGGUUUUCAAACACCUGACCAGUGACUGUUAAUCCCACCGCAGGCAGCAGGGGGCGUGUCCAGAGCCAUAAAGAGUUUGAACCCGCUGUACUCUCAGAUAAGCUCUGCCCACGAUCAACCUGGCGAUAAAGACCUCGAACUGAAGAGGGACGAUGACAGUCCACAACCAGGUAUGUAACCAGGUCACCUGUACGAGAUUUAAACAGAGACAUCAACAUAGGCCUGUCACGAUAACAAAUUUUGCUGGACGAUAAUUGUGCUACAAAUUAUUGCCGAUAAAAGAUAUUAUUGACACCGUUUUUUAAAUUAUAGAAAAUGAUAAUAUAUGGCAUAAUAAUGCGAGUACACCAUGUCAAAAGUGAUAAACUUUAAUUUCCGCUGUCUGUCAGCGCGCACCAUUUUGCGGUGUUUUGUUUAUAUUUGCUUUGCUUACCAAACGCUUCAGUAAGCGGUACCUGUCGGGACGAUGGCUCCGCAGCACCUCCGGCGGUACUUUUUUUGCUCAGUUGGGAAAAAUGGAGAGGAUGAUUGUGCUUGAGGUGCGCGUGCAUGUUCGUCGUAUUCCCCUUCUUUGUCACCACAACUUUGGAACAAAUACGACAUAUCGGCUCGUCCGUAUUUGUGGGCUCACCUCUUUCAUUUGGUUUAAAGCCGAAAUAUUCCCACACUUGGGCUGUUGCGUUCGGUUUAGACACCAAAGCUGUCGUGUUCAUUCUGUUUGCUUGCUUUUCACUCACGACGCUCACUUGCAGCACUGUAUCCAAAAGUCUGUGUCUGUGUGCCUGUGCGCGCCAGCUCUCCCCCCCCCGACAAAGACACUGAAUGACUGACAGGAGGGUUCACUAACUCCGUUCAUUCCCCUAUAGAGCCAACGCCCCCAGGUGUCGACAAAAAUGCGCAGAGUGAGACCUCUUCUCUCAUACAGCGUGUUUGGUAGCGAGAGAGGAGGAAAACAAACGCACGUUAAUUAUCGAGGCUGGCAAAAUGACCGACCUCGUUUUUAUUUACCGAGCGAUAAGGCGAUUUAUUGAUUAUCGCGACAGGCCUACAUCUACACUUUAUGCACAAUUAUUAGGCAAGUUGUAUUUUUGAGGUUUAAUUUUAUUUUUGAACAACUACAGUGCUCUCGGUCAAUCCAAAAUGUUAAUAAACCUCAAACCUGAAUAUUUAAGAGAGUAAAAGUGAGGUUUUGGCUUUCUUAGAAGAAUAUCUAUGUGUGAAGAACUAUUGGGCAACUAUUAGUAUGCAGAAUUAUUAUGCAAAAAAAAAAAUUCCUAUCUAACUUGUUUAUUUUCAUUUGUUAAAGUGAGAAUAAUAAACAAACAAGUCAAAAUUUACAAAUAAAAAUGUUUGACAUAAAAAAAAAUUAUAAAAAAAAACAGUGACCAAUACAGCCACCCUUCUUUUCAAAAACAGUCAUAAGACUUCCAUUCAUGGAGUCUGUCAGUUUCUUGAUCUUUUGAUGAUCAACUUUUUGUGCAGCAGCAACCACAGCCUCCCAGACCCUUCACCGUAAACCUCCCGUUUAAGAAGGGCCUACAAGUUCUCUGUAGGGUUUAGGUCAGGUGAGGAAGGGGGCCACAUCAUUAUUCGUUCAUUUUUAAGGCCUUUACCGGCGAGCCACACAGUGGAGGACCUUGAUGCAUGCGAUGGAGAAUUGUCAUGCAUAAAAAUCAUGGUCUUAUUUAAAGAUGCAGACUUUUUCCUGAAAAAAAAGUGUCUUUUAAAAACUGGCAGUAGGUUUAGGAGUUAAUUUUAAGUCCAUCUUCAACCCGAAAUGGUCCAGCUAGCUCAUCUUUAAUAAUACCAGCCCAUACCAGAACUCCACCCUGCUGGCGUCUGAUUUGAAGUGGAGCUCUGUGACCGUCUCACCAGUCCAUAAAACCUUUAAAAAAUUGGUCCUCAGAUGUUUCUUGGCCCAGUCUUGACAUUUUAACUUGUGUGUCUUGAUCAGUAGUGGUCGGGUUUCAGCCGUCCUUACCUUGGCCAUGCCUCUUAAAACUGAACUCCUUGUUCUUCUGGGUAGUCCAGGUAGGUUGGAGUUCUGGUAUAUUCAAGAGGAUAACGGGUUCCUGGUAUCUUCACGUUUGAGUCUCAAAUCUCUGGCAGUUAAUUUGUGUCUUUUUUUCUCAACAUGUUUCUUGCCUAUUUGCAAUAAAAUAUUUGAUAGUUCUGUGAGCAAUAUCUUAGCAAUUUCAAGAGUGCUGCAUCCCUCUGAAAGACUCUGUACAAAUUUUGACUUUUCAGAUUCACUUCAAUCUCUUUUUUGGCCCAUUUUUCCUGAGGAAAAGAAGCUGUCUAAUAAUUAUGCACAUCUUGAUAUAGGAUGUUGAUCUCCUUAGGCCCAUCCAUCCCUCAUUACACAAAUACACAUCACCUAAUAUUCUUAUAUCCAAUAAGCAUUCCAGUUUAUACAGCUUGGAGUUGGAAAAUAUGCAUAAAAAUGAUGAUAUGGUGCCUAAUAAUUGUGCACACAGUGUAUGUGUCACAGCCAUAAAGAGAAGAGGGUCCACCAAAUCCAAAUCCAGCAUCACUGAUGGUCUGGGGAUCAUCAGAGUCCAUGUCAUCUUUGAAGGCUCCAAUAAUGUAGAAUAAUAUCUCCAGGUUUAGGAGCUACAGAGUCCUGUUGCUCGGAAAUCUGGAGAUAUUGUUCAGAUAUUGUUAAACCCAUGCGGUGACUCCAACUACACCACAUGGGUUUAAUAUCACUUGUCCAUGAACUGUCCUGAGGUCUACUGUUGUGUUGUUCACGAACAAUUCGUUCAAAAGAACCGAAUCUUUUAAGUGAACGUACUGAACCGAAUCACAUCCUCAAGUGAUUCGUUCGUUUCUCUCUUCAGUUGAGCUGAAGUGAGAAACAGCAUUGCCAGUCGAGCAGCCAACAAACGAGGGACCACAUGCACCAACACCUGAAUCACUUGGUGAACGAAUCACGCAUUGAACUACACUCUCUGGGUUCAUUUUUAUCGGACAAAAGUACCUUUUUUCACAGCUAAAUUGCCACCACAACAACUUGCGUACAAUAGGACACAGCAUGUAACAAGUGGUGCGUUACACCCGCAGCAUCCUAAUCAUUGCAGCGGUUUGCGAGGGUGUGUUCUUCUAAAAAUUCAGUGAACGAAUCACUUACUAAGCCCAAUUUUACUGAGCAGACCUGAUAAAUAGCAUACCACAGGACAGUACACUUUAAACAUCAUGACUUAUAAACAAGUUCAUUUUUACAAACCUGUUUGCCAAAGCAACACAGCCAAACACUCUUGUCUCCUGGUCCCAGAAGCUAUGAAUUGAACUGAAUCCUGAACCGUUCAGCCGUGAAUCAGUUCAGGAGGUCCCGCUAAAUGAUUUGGUGAUUUGGUGAAUGAAUCUUUUGAACGCAUCUUUUUAGUGAACUGAUUCUAGUGAUUCAGUACAUCUGAAAGAACUGUCGUGCCCAUCACUACUGAGGUCUGAAGGUCUAGAGCGAAACGUCUCAACGAAGUCCAGUUGUCCUUUCAACAUAGAUCUGGAAGUCAUAGAUGCUGCAUCCUCAGUUUUAAGCAUAAUAUCUAACAUCAAGACCUCAAAACCAGGACCAAGAGGAUCCUGGUCUUCUUGAAACCUCUCAUUCAAAUGAUGCGCUUGAACCCAGAGGUUGCUGCAAGUCUGGUCUCUCUGUAUUAUCUGUAAUUUUUGCUAGAUUUUUUUCAUAUUUUUGUGGUAAUUUUGUUGGCUGCUGAUGAAUACUUCUGCUGGGCUAAGAGUUUACUCAAGAGAAGAGCUCCUUUCAUUGAGGAAAAGCAAAUCUGGGCAAGAACAUACAAUUCCAGAGGACAUCAGGAGGUGUUAUUGUGGUUGCUGUGCUGGUCUAAAGGUGAAGGCAAAGCUGAAUGCUAGGAGGUGGCGAUAUAAACCCUUUCUUGAAUCAAUCAUCAUGGGAAACGUCAACUUUCUGCCCAACAAAAGCGAUGAGCUGGAGAUCUUGGUGAAGACUGAGAAAGCAUACCGUGAGUGCAGUUUCCUGUGUUUUACUGAAACCUGGUUGAAUCAAAACAACUCAGACUCCAAUGUGGAUCUACCUGGCUUCACUCUCAUAAGGUCAGACAGAGAUUCUCAAGCUUGUGGCAAGAAGAAAGGAGGAGGUCUGACUUUAUUUGUCAACCAGAGAUGGUGUAACCCUUCACACAUAACUGUCAAGGAGAAGUUGUGUUGUCCAGAUAUUGAACUGUUGGCAGUUUCUCUUCUGCCAUAUUAUGUUCCAAGAGAAUUUAGUCAUAUCAUAACAGUAGUUGUUUACAUUCCACCCAAAUCAACUGAAGAAUGUUGCAAUGUUUUGCAAAACAGUGUUGCCAGGCUACAGACUCAACACCCUGAGGCACUAAUAAUAAUAUCGGGAGACUUCAACCAUGUCACCCUCUCCUCUCACCUGACUGGAUUCACAGUUUGUAAACUGUCCUACCAGAGAAAACAAAACCCUAAAUCUGCUGUAUGCCAAUGUCAAAGAAGCCUACAGAGCCACUGCCUUACCACCACUCGGCAAGUCAGAUCAUAACUUGGUCUAUCUACAAACCUGUUACAGACCUUGUGUGCUGAGGCAACCUGUGACCAAAGUCAAAAUCAGAAGAUGGACGCCUCAAGCCAGUGAAGCUCUAAGAGACUGUUUUAAAUCAACAGACUGGAAUGUGCUGCUGGAAACAGAUGUGGAUAGUAGUGCUGCAACUAACGAUAAUUUUUUUGUCGACUAAUCUAUCGACUAGUCGUCCGAUUAAUCACGAUUAAUCACCAUCUUCUUUAUUUAUAAACACCUAUUUCCGGGGUGUCGGCGUUUCAGGUGCUCAUGCAUCGCCGUGGUGCUGCCAUGGUAGGAAAGCUGAGCUUUGAUCAACGUGUUUUUUUGGUUUGUUCUCCGUAAAAUGUUCCCAAACUUUUGAAGUUUUGGGUCGGAGUUUUGGAGCGUCUUUUUCAGUUUGUUCUGCCAUAAUGUGUGCACUCUUCUUCUGUGUUUGCUCGCGGGAUGUAAACAGGGAGCACUAUUGCCCCCAGCACAUCCUGUAGUGCACUGCAGUUAUAGAUGAGCAUGAGGCGCCGGCAUGUGAUUCUUAACAACAAUAACACGAUGCGUCGACGCUUCGUUUUCGUGUCGAUGAAUUUGUCGUGUCGACGUAAUCGAUUACGUCGACUAAUCAUUGCAGCCCUAGUGGAUAGUAUGAACAUUGAUAAACAGGUUGACUGCUUUACUGAUUAUGUCAACUUCUGUAGAGACACAGUUAUACCCACAAAGACUGUUCGCUGUUUCCUCAACAACAAACCCUGGAUCACAAGAGACAUAAAAGCAAUCCUUAACCAGAAAAAGAAAGCUUUUAAAGAUGGUGACAAAGAAUGACUCAAACAAGUGCAACAAGAGUUGAAGAGGAGACUGAAGAUGGCAAAGCUGGAGUACAAAAGAGAAGAUAGAGAAGAAUCUACAACACAGCAACAUCCGUGAAGUGUGGAGAGGAAUCAGUACCAUCUCUGGACACAGCAAUAAAAAGAAAAUACAGCCAGUGGUGGGUGAUGUGAAAAGAGCUGAUGAACUCAACCUGUUCUUCAACAGAUUUGACACUGCUGUCACUCCCACUUCCACUGCUACUCCACCUUCCUCUCGGCAACAAAUCUCCACUACAACUUCUCCCCUUCCUCCUCAAUCUUGUUCAAAUGUCUCAACCACUUCAACUGCCUCCCUCCGAGAACACCAGUCCUUGUCUGUCACUGAAACAGGGGUGAGGAUGGAGCUCGGAAGACUUUGUCCUGGGAAGGCAGCUGGUCCAGAUGGCGUGUGUCCAAGGCUGCUUAGAGACUGUGCUGCAGAACUGUGUCAACCUCUCCACAAGAUCUUCAACCUGAGUCUACAGCUGGUGUGGGUACCUGCUCUGUGGAAAACAUCCUGCAUUGUGCCAGUACCAAAAACAAAAUGUCCUGCUGAACUCAAUGACUAAAGAACAGUGGCCCUCACUUCACACAUCAUGAAAACCCUGGAGCGGCUGAUUCUACGCCUUCUAAGGUCUGAGGUCAAAGACAAACUGGACUCCCUGCAGUUUGCAUACAAAGAACACAUUGGAGUGGAUGAUGCUGUCCUUAACAUGCUUCACCGUGCCCUGUCUCAUCUGGAGAAACCUGGGGUUUAUGUGAGGAUCAUGUUCUUCGACUUUUCAAGUGCUUUCAACACCAUCCAACCCACCAUACUCAAAGACAAGCUCACAGAGAUGGGAGUGGAUCCUGUGUUUCCUGGGUCACAGAUUACCUGACGGGAAGGCCACAGUUUUUCAGGCUGGGGAACUGUGUUUCUGGGACAUUAAUGAGCAGUACAGGGGCUCAACAAGGGACAGUGCCGGCGCCAUUCCUGUUCACACUGUAAACAUCAAACUUCAAAUACAGUACUAAGUCCUGCCACAUUCAGAAAUACUCAGAUGACACCGCUAUUGUGGCAUGUAUCAGAAAUGGACAAUUGGACUGAAUACAAAGAUCUAAUAAGAGCCUUCAGUGACUGGAGUCACAAAAACUGUCUCCUUCUCAACACCUCAAAGACAAAGGAGAUGGUCAUAGACUUCCGCAGAUCCAAACCCCCUCUUCAGCCAGUGAACACCUGUGGAGUGGACAUCGAAGUGGUGACAUCAUAUAAAUACCUAGGUGUACAUCUGGAUAAUAAGUUGGAUUGGUCUAAGAAUAUGGACUACAUCUACAGAAAGGGGCAGAGCAGCUUCUUUUGCCUGAGAAGACUCUGAUCAAUAGACAUCUGUAGUAAGAUGCUGCAGAUGUUUUAUCAGUCUUUGGUGGCAAGUGUGCUGUUCUAUGCUGCAGUCUGCUGGGGAGGAAGCAUCAAACACAAAGAUGCAAGAUGUCUUAACAAACUGGUGAAAAAGGCUGGCUCUGUGGUAGGACUCAAGCUGGACUCAGUGGAGGAUGUGGUGGAGAGAUCUACACUGAGGAAGGUGGAGUCUAUUCUAAAGAACAUGGAUCACCCACUUCACAACACCUUGAUGGACCAAAGGGCCAAUGGUGGUGGACAGCUCCUCUCUUUACUGCAGGACAGAAAGAUUUAGAAGAUUUUUUGUACCAACAGCCAUCAGGCUUUAUAACUCUUAUGUAAAUAAUAGAUAACUUUUAUAGACAUAUUACAUGAGACAACAGACAAUUGAAUGUCCCUUCGGGGAUCAAUAAAGUUCUUCUUGUUCUUUUUCCUCUUCUUCUUCUUUAUAUGUGUUUCAAAUAUUUGUGUUGACAGUCCGCAGCAGUGCAUCAUGGGAAAGCUCGUUCCGUCUGACGAGGGAGAAAGAGGAGGAGGAGGAGGAGGAGAUGGAUGAUGAGGAGGAUGAUGAGGAUGAAGAGGAGAGGAAGAGCAGCGAGAAGGAGCAGAGUCCAGCUGUGAAGAGGAGCAGGAGAGAGGAGACAUCACAGCUCCCCCCCUCCUCCUCCAUUAUAACCACCUCCUCUCUCACUCUGACCUCCUCCCCGUCCUCCUCCUGUCCCUCUAUCACCACCUCCCUCACCUUACAUCCCACAGCCACCUCCUCCUCUGUCACACCUCUUUUAUCCAGCUCCUCCUUUGUGUCUUCCCUCCCCUCAACCACCUCCUCCACCUCCACCUUUCCUUCUACAUCUGUAACCAUCUCUGUCUCCUCUAGCUCCUCCUCAGUUGUCUCAUCCCCCACCUCCUCCUCUCUACCCUCCAUCUCUCCUCCUGUCUGUACUUCAUCUACCCCCUCUUCCUCCUCUGCUCCUCCUCGGCCCAGUCCUCCUCCUGACCCACCUGUUUGUGCCAAGAACAUUUCUCUAACGGCGAGUGGAGAGAAAGUCAUUCUCUGGACCAGGUAUGCCUCCUGCUGAUGGAGCACAUUCUGUUAUCUAUUGUCAUCUCUUUGUUUCUCCUCCUCUCUGCAUCUUCAUUCUCCUCCUUUCUUCUCCUCUUUUCUCUACUCUUUAGCUCCCUAUUUCUCCUUCCAUCACCUCCUAUCCCCCUUUCUCCUCCUCUUUUAUGCCCUCUGUUCUCCUCUUUGCUUUUGUCUCCUUGCUCCACCUUCCUGUAUCAUCAUCAGUUCUCUUCCUUUUGCUCCUCUUUCCGUCUUUUUUCUCCUCCUUUCUUUCUCAUGCCCCUCUCUCCUUCCCGCCCCUCUUGUCCCCCUCCUGUUUGAGAAGCGGCGAAUUUUAAAGUUCUUUUAUUUUUAUUUAUUUUCUUCAGAGAAGCUGAUCGGGUCAUUUUGACGACAUGUCAGCAGGAAGGAGCCAAUCAGAACACGUUUCAGGCCAUCUCUACUCUGCUCGGCAACAAGACUCCAAGUGAGGUGAUUGGCCGCUCAGUCUUCAGGUACUCUGUGAUUGGUUGUUUUUUAUGAAAUGUUUGUUAACUCAUCCUUCCCCCUCCAGGUCUCACGCAGGUUUCGGGAUUUGAUGCGUUUGUUUCGGACAGCAGCACGCCACACUAGCUCUGAGGACGAAGCUCUGCCCACUGAGCCAUCAGCAGCCAAUGGGAAAGAAGACUGAUACAGACCGACCAGCGGCGCCAUAGCUGAGACGGUGGGAGGACACUCUCUAACAACAUUCCAAAGACUUUUAUUGUGAAAUGGUUUAUUAGAGGUUACUGUUGAUGUAAAUAUUUGAAGAAUAAAUUAUUUAAUAUUUUUGUCAAAUGUGUUUUUAUAUAUUUUUUUAGAUUUUUUAGAAUAUAUUUUAUAUCAGACCACAUCAGACCUGGUCGGAGUUUCAGUGUUUGAAGUGAAGCUGUCGAGUUCAGGACAGAACACAAAGAGCUGGAAAGUUCCUCCUGAGUCGAUUUCUGUGUGGGUGACCCCUUAAAGGUGGGGUAGUCAGGAUCUGAGGAAGUUCCAGCUUUUAGGAGUAAUCUUGAAUGUAAACUCUACUCCUCCCAACCAGUUUUCCCCUCAGCUCCUCUUCUCCCCUCCC